AUGGGAACUAUUUUUUUUUCUGACUUCGUUUGUUGUGGGACAAAUUUGACUUGUAUAAACACUUUGACUGUCAUUUGUGUGAUUUUGAAUCCAUUGAAGCCUAUGUCACUGCUGUUGGGUUCUAAUCCGGUCAAGAAUCCACAAGAAGCUACAGCUGAACUAUUUGAUGCUCUUUGUGUGGACCUACAAAUCGAGGCUUUUGCCGAGUGUCUAAAAGGAAAAAGCAAAAGCAAUGACACAUUACAGACUGUGUCCGAUUUGUAUGAACAGUCGCUUCGAGACGACCAGAAUGUAAGGAUUGUGGCAACAGAUAAGGAAAUAGAGGAACUAAUGCUCAAGCUGUACAAGGAAUUGUUUGAGUUGUUAGAUGAAGCCGAAAGAUCAAAGGUUGUUCAAAUCACUAGAAAAGUGACCAUGUUAUUGGACCUAAACAAACCCCCACUGAAAGAAACACUAACCCAUAAUGUUCAGUUCAUUCUACAGGAUAUUAUUCGUGAUAUCGAACAUUAUUCGUGA
Lodderomyces orthopsilosis Co 90-125 is the source of this 516-nucleotide messenger RNA. RefSeq names its product Taf19 TFIID subunit. The transcript has a single exon. The record is from RefSeq and is a predicted model, not a curated record. The coding region runs from base 1 to 516 and encodes 171 amino acids. Lineage: Eukaryota; Fungi; Ascomycota; Pichiomycetes; Serinales; Debaryomycetaceae.